Gadus morhua (Atlantic cod) is the source of this 3350-nucleotide messenger RNA. RefSeq lists its product as uncharacterized. The coding region runs from base 374 to 2119 and encodes 581 amino acids. Lineage: Eukaryota; Metazoa; Chordata; Actinopteri; Gadiformes; Gadidae. The record is from RefSeq and is a predicted model, not a curated record. The transcript has 4 exons.
CUUAUUCCAAUUGGCACAGGAAGACCAGCAGAGCCGCUGUGUCUGCACUCGGAUCCUCGGUUCGGUGUUUCACGUUUUACACUCGAUCAGGGGUUGCUCCUAAUGCAUCCCUAUACUAAAUACGACAUUAUUUAUGUUUAAUCAUGUAGAUACAUAUGGCGAUCAGAGUCAAUGAGAAGACUCCGUUCAUGUUUGCAGUCAAGUGUUGACAUUGUGAACAGCAUUGACAUAGGACGAUAUUUGUGUGGUUAUAAAUGUUUUGCUACCCGGUUAAGCCCGCUUGAACAUUGUUAUAUAUUGGUCAGGUUAAGGACGGUCAAGUCAUACUGGCAUAUCUUCAAAGGUAGCUUCACACAGCCUCCAGAGAGAGACUAUGGGCCGGCUGGACGAGGCUGCCAAGCUGAAAGUGGUGGAGUUGCGGAAGGCGGGCUUGAGUUUCCGUAAAAUAAAAGCGGUGCUUGAGCUGGAGAACAUCAAGGUGUCUGCCCAGGCCAUCUACUUGUACCUGAGGGAGUUCCAAGGCAGGCCAGCUGGAAGAGGACGAGCCGGGGGGUCUGGGAGCAGCGUGGCACUGGAGACACCUCAAGGACCGGCCAGGCCCAAACCUUGGAACAAUUCUCAGCUGCAGAACCUACUACGGGAAGCCUCUCAUCAGGCCAACUGUAUCGUAGCCUUGGAAUUCGCCAAGAAAACCACGGCGGGUUCCGAGGCGAGGCCAAACUCCUCUGGGUCGAGUGACGCCGGGGUCGGGGGGCGGUCCGAGCAGCCGGCCGAGGGGAACCGGGAGGAGGCUGAUAUCCAGAUUGUCAGCGUCACCUCCCUAGCCCAGAACAGCCAGCCGAGGCCGCUCCAGUCCCCUAUGGCGCGGGCGGCUGCGGGGGCACAUUCCACGACGGUGGCGACAUCACUGGCCGCACUGCGAAGGAGAGUCUCGCCCUCGCCAGCGGCCACAAAUCCUAUCCUAGCAGCCCGUAAAAGACUCCUGGACAAAGCCCUGUCACACAGGGCAAAGCAGUCCUUCCAACCGAUGGGACCACCGUCGCGGAGAUACCAGCCCAGCGUCGCCGGGGAGGAUUUGAGGCGUGUGAUGGCCAGAGAUCUUGAAAAGUAUAGCAAUGAUAACACUUUUAUGACGGGGCAGCCCGGAGGAACCAAUGACCCAAGGAGGGGUGUCCCACAACGGCCCGCCCUGUCAAUUCGUUCCCCUCAACCACCACCAAGAGUUGGCGUUCGACCCCCGGCCCUUCUGACGUCCCCGGCCUCCAGGACCCCACAAAUACGUCUUCACGCCCCCGGGGGUCCGUCCAACGCCCGACGAGACGGGGGUAUCGGCCCAUCGGGGAGUAUCAGCCCCCAGCAGAAGGAGGCUCCGACGAGAAGUCUGGGUGGGGGUGGUGGGCCCGGUGCUGGGGGGGGGGGGGGCCUUCAGGACCAGGUGCAGCUCCUGGCCACCGAGGUGCGCGGCCUGGGCCUGGCGGUGAAGAUGUUGGUGGAGCAGCAGAGCCGUCUGGAGAGGGAGCAGACGCAGCAGACGCGAGUCCAGAGGCAGAUCCUGGGCGCACUCCAGGGCCUCGCCUCGAGCCUCGGCCCGUGUCGCGGUGUUCCCGCGCGGCCCGACAAAGCCCCCACGCCACCACCCGCCAUGCCCACGGCCCCGGCCGCCGCCGCUGCGUUCAGCGAGGACCCGUUCACCUACAGCCAGGGUGCAUACACGCCGUGCAACCAGGCGCAGUCCAGCUACAGCUCCAUGGAUGGUUUGGAGAUUGUGGAGGCCUUUAAACUGCCAGAACUAAGGAGCGCGGGCGUCAACGGGUUUCCCCCUUGUAGCAAUGCCGGGCCUUUGUCCCACUCCUACACCCAAGCACAGCCCUAUACCACCGCGUACACACAGCAACACAGUCAAGCGGCAAUGCCUUGCUACACUCAGUCCUUGGCCCAAACAUAUGUCCAGGCGAAUGCUCAGUCAUUCCGAGGCCUGGACGCAAAGGUUUCUGAAUUCCCCAGUGGUUGUUUGGAAGGGUCUCUACAGGACUGCAGUAUCCCUACAGAGCAGGUGAUGAAGUCCACCCAGUCUUCAAUGGAGGACCAACUCAAUAUUAUUAAAGUGGAAGAAACUUAGGGUUUGUUAGGCUUGAAGAACAGUUACUUUAUAUCUAACCCUACGCCUAAUCAUAGUACUUUUGUAGCUAAUAAAUCUUUUUAAAGGAAUAUAAUCCCAUUACUUACAGUACAAAGCGGAUAUAUUUCACAUUCCCAAUCUCAUGCAUUUCAAUGGAAAUAAUAAUUGGCCAUCAGUCUCAACGUCUGAUGCCACAUGCAUAUCAUAAGGUAUCCUUCAUUUUUUUCUAUUAGAAAGGGCUUGGAUGUCUCGGACACGACAGAUUUGAUUUGUUUUCACUGCGUACAUUGUUUGACUGAAAUGUUGGAUUGUUAUUGAACUUAAAAAAAGAAAAAGUAUUUUAACAUUAACAAUCCAAACAUUGAAAUGUCAGCAAACCUAUCUGUUUUAAAGUAAGGUAAAUAGGGUUGUGCUUUUAUCUGUAUUAAGUAACACUAACAGGUGAAAAAAUUAACAUAUCUGAUGCUUAUGUUGUUGCAAUUUUUACAUGGUAGACCUUUCAAAUAAUUGAUCUAUGUCUUUAUGAAGAUGAACUCUAUUCAUUGCAUAUUCCUUUUUAUACUUUUGUAUGCAAUAUUCUGAUAUAAAUCCAUUUCCUCGUAUAUGUUUGUAAUAUCUCCAUCCGUUCUUUCUUCAUAUAUUUAUAAGUUAGUAAUUUAUAUUGUUAGACUGCUAGUGAGUAUAUAAGGGGUAUCAAAUAGGUGAUAAGCUAUGGUUCCCAUACCGCAUACUAUAGUUAGUACAAAGUAAUGGGUCACAAGUGUUCAGGCUCCCAACCUCAGUUGAGGCGGAUGGGCACAAAACUGACCGGUUCAUCCAGUUCAUCUUCCAUCACCCCAAGUGGAGUGGUAAAAUCCCUGACCUUUGACCAGAAAGAAAAAAGCUGAUUUGUUUUGGCAAAACACCUACUACCAACACAAUGACCUUUCCAAAACGAUGAUAUAUGCUUUAAAUCAUCUAUAUUUAUAGGUUUAUGUAUUUAUAGGCUGGGUAGUCCACUGCACUAUCCUUGUAAGAGUGAAAGAUGACUUCCCCUUAUAAUUUACAUAAAGCUAUUCAUGAAGCGAAGAGGCCACCAGGUGCAUCCUGGGAACUAGAUGGAUGACUUGGGCAGGCAUGCUUCACUGACUAGGGUGACACUUUUAUUUACAUGCUUAUGUUAUGUGUAAUAUAAUAAAUAUUAAUGAUGACCGAAACAUUAAUUGAAUAAAGUGAUAUAUGGGAAUGGAAA